AUGGAAUGCAGUAAGCAAACUAUUACAGGAUCAUCAACAGUGGGAGACUUGACAGCAAAUCACAAGCUGCCCAGCUGGACACUGUUUCUGGCUGUUUGUGCUGUUGGAAUUGGAGGGACAUUUCAAUAUGGAUAUAAUGUUUCCAUUAUCAAUGCACCCACCAGGCACAUCCACAAAUUCCUAAAUGAAACUUGGAGCAGUCGCUAUCAAAUGGAACUGAAUCCAAGCUUGCUGACUCUCCUCUGGUCUGUCAUUGCGUCUAUAUUUUCCCUUGGAGGUCUGUGCGGAGCUCACAUCGGAGGCAGCAUAGCGAUUAGAUUAGGCAGAAAAGGAGCUCUUCUGGUGAACAAUUUCAUAGCGAUACUGGCCUCCAUUUUAAUGGGGAUCAGUUUUCCAACAGGAUUGUUUGAGUUAUUAAUGGUUGGCAGAUUUUUGAUUGGCGUAAACACAGGUGUUGGCAUCUGUGUGCAACCACUCUAUAUAGGGGAGAUUGCCCCAAAACAUCUCCGAGGUGCUAUGGCCAUGGGCAGUUCCAUAUUUUUGACUGGAGGAAUUCUGACAGGACAAAUAAUUGGUCUAAGGGAAUUACUUGGUGGAGAAAAGUAUUGGCCUUUCUUGCUUUCCAGCAGCUGUUUCCCAGCAUUAGCCCAACUAUUCUUUCUCCCAUGGUUUCCUGAAAGUCCCAGGUACCUUCUUAUUGACAGAAGGGAUGAGAUGAAAUGCACCAAGGCUUUGAAGCGUUUUCAUGGGCCCUUGCACUACCAGGAGGAGAUGGAAGAUAUACAGAGAGAACGUUUUGCCUUAAAUGGGGAGAAACCCAAGAAACCGUGGCAACUAUUCGGUGAUCGCUGUGUAAAGUGGCAGCUCAUUACUGUGAUUGUGAUGACUAUGGGCCAGCAGCUCAGUGGGAUAAAUGCUAUUUAUUUCUAUGCAAGUUACAUUUUUAAACAAGCUGGGAUCCCUGCAGAAAAAAUUCCAUAUGUUACUCUGGGCACGGGAGCUUGUGAAUGCCUCACAGCCCUCACUUGUGGUUUGCUGAUUGACUACCUGGGAAGAAGACUGCUCAUCAUUGGAGGAUACACCCUGAUGAGCUUUUGGUGCAUAGUGUUAACAUUCUCCCUGACGUAUCAGGAGCUGUAUCCCUGGGUGCCUUAUUUGAGCAUGGCUUCUAUAUUUGCUUUCAUCCUGAGCUUUGGGUUAGGUCCAGGUGGUAUAACAAAUGCACUGACAGCUGAAUUAUUUACACAGUCUUCACGGCCUGCUGCUUACAUGAUAGGAGGAUCUGUUAGUUGGCUGAGUUUCUUCACAAUAGGAAUGCUCUUCCCCUUUAUAGUGAAUGGACUGAAGCAGUAUUGCUUUGUGGUGUUUUUACUGGAAAGCUUGUUGGUUGCCAGUUUCAUCUUCUUUGUCAUUCCUGAGACAAAAAACAAAUCUUUUCUGGAAAUCAAGCGAGAAUUUCAACACCUUAACUUUAGAGGAAGAAUCAAAGAGAAGGAAGCAGAGCUAUGUGAAAGAAGACAGCUCUGCAAUGAAUUUUAGAGUGCACUUUACAUCUCACAGGUGUAAGGCAGCCACAUUAAUGGGAAUUAUACACAUAUGCUCCCAUAUAUUGAGAAAAAUAGUGUUAAGGAAUGUAUUCAAAGAUAGCUUGUUAUAUCAUCAGGUGAAACUUAUUUAAAAGGUAGACUAA
Molecule: messenger RNA, 1690 nt
Organism: Mauremys reevesii (Reeves's turtle)
Lineage: Eukaryota; Metazoa; Chordata; Testudines; Geoemydidae
Product: solute carrier family 2, facilitated glucose transporter member 11-like
Exons: 12
Coding region: 1-1539 (512 amino acids)
Biological process (GO): monosaccharide transmembrane transport
Cellular component (GO): membrane
Molecular function (GO): hexose transmembrane transporter activity
Source: RefSeq, a predicted model, not a curated record